This is a messenger RNA of Labrus bergylta (ballan wrasse), 6380 nucleotides long. RefSeq names its product G protein-coupled receptor 158b (gene gpr158b). Gene Ontology annotation, biological process: G protein-coupled receptor signaling pathway. The record is from RefSeq and is a predicted model, not a curated record. Gene Ontology annotation, cellular component: membrane. Gene Ontology annotation, molecular function: G protein-coupled receptor activity. NCBI's taxonomy places the organism in Eukaryota, Metazoa, Chordata, Actinopteri, Labriformes, Labridae.
AGCGAGAAACAACCACACACGCUGCUGGGCGACACUUCAGGUGGCCUAUUACGCGUUUUAUUGGGAGGGACGGAACUUCAGGAACAAUUUGCUCCCCUCCUCGUCAUCCUGCUCCUCUCACAUGGAUUUAUCCGGGAAGGAGUAAGAGGAGAUCGUACGUUGGCUUCACGUGAAUGGAUGGCGGACUGAUUGAGGAGUCGGUGUUGGUUUUUUUUUUCUUCUACGAGUUAGGAGGCUUAAAGGCUGCGUUGGCAGUUUGGAUCACAUAAACGGAGAGGAGGAGGAAGAAGAAGAAAACAGCAAAAGACGAGAAGUGGAAUCUUUUUCAGAGCGAUUAUGGAUUUCAGAUUUAGGGUGUUCUCUGGAUUGUGCAUCUGAAAGAGUAUCUAAUCCAUAAAAAAAAAACCCACAGGAACAAAGAGAGAGGUUUGGUUAUGCAAGCCUCACUUUGCAAAGUGCCCCCGGUUUCUUCCCUGCGCUUGUAAAGAGGAACGUUAUGGCUCUCCUGGUGGUCCCGCUGCUCCUGCACACGGGGCUCGUUUUGGGCUCAAAUUAUGGAUACGUGGAGUGGUCUGACAGCGACCGAGACGAGAAGAACCCACAAGUCUACAGCACCCAAAACAUCAACAGGGAGCCGCCCCACCACCCGACGCACUACCCUCCUGUUCCGGCCACGGAGCGCGCGGUGGUGGCGCACAAAAUCGAGGAGGACCUCCCGCGGGUCGUGACCGCUUUCCUGCACACCGGGGACUCCACCGCGCUCCGGCAGGUCAACUGCUCACGUAGAUACGAGCUGAGCAGCCUGCGAGGCGGCCUGCACGUCGCCUCCCACUACUCCCUGCACAGCAUCCUGGACACCGUAGCGCACGCGACAAACUUCCUGAACAUGAUCCUGCAGGCCAACAGGUCCCGCGAGCAAACCCUACGCAGGGACAUCCACUGGUACCACGCGCUGGUGCAGAGCAUCCUAGAGGGGGAUCCCAAAAUCCACAGAGCUGUGGUCACCUUCCACGAGGACGCGCCGACCCCAGGACCGCACGUUUUCCUCCAGGCGACCAGAAGUGAAAAAGAGGUGGUUCUGCAGGAUUUAUCCAGCUCUGCGCACCGUCACCUGAAUAGCAGGAGCCCGGAGUCCGAGUGGUUUAACGAGUUCCGAGAUCGUAGGAGACCACACAUGCACAGGAAACUCCCGGAAGCAGCAGGGAGCCAGGGUGGAGGUUACCUCCUGGAGAAGAACCAGAUUAAGUGGUCCGCUCCGUACCUGGAGUGUGAGCACGGGGCGUUUGUGCCUCAUUGGCUGCUCACCUUGUCUGCAGGUUUCUAUGGACUGAAGAGCAACUCUGCCCUGGAGUUCAGGGGGGUCGUUCGGGUGGAUGUGAACCUGCAGGAUGUGGACAUUGAUCAGUGCUCCACCAGUGGCUGGUUUGCUGGGACCCAUCGCUGUAAUCUCACCAGUAUGGAAUGCACUCCCAUCGUCGGCCAUGGAUUCGUGUUGGACAAGUACAAGUGUCAAUGCAGGAGGGGGUUCUACCAUCCAAGCCGGGUGGCGCUCAAUGGCUUCAAAAGUAAGGAGUUGGGCUCGAACAGAGACGAGACUUCUGACGUGUCCAGUAAGUGUCUGCCGUGUCGUGAAGGCUGUCCAUACUGCCGGGACGACACGCCCUGUCUGGUGCAGGAGGACGGAGCUCUGCGCCUCGCUGUGGCCUCCUUCCAGGGGUUGUGCAUGGUGCUGGACCUGGCCAGCAUGGUGUUGGUCUACCACUUCAGGAAGAACAAGAGCAUCCGAACAUCUGGUCUCAUUCUCCUGGAAGCCAUCUUGUUCGGGGCUUUACUGCUCUACUUCCCAGUGAUGAUCCUGUACUUCCAUCCAAGCGUGUUUCGAUGCAUCCUCCUGAGGUGGGUCCGCCUGCUGGGAUUCGCCAUCAUGUACGGCACCGUCGUCCUCAAGCUCUACAGGGUGUUAAAGGUGUUCCUAUCCCGCACGGCUCAGAGGACGCCUUACAUGACCAGCUGGCGGGUGCUGCGGCUGCUCCUGGUUAUCCUGCUGGUUGUUCUUUGGUUCUUGGUGGCCUGGACCUCCGCUGUGUGCCAGAACCCAGAGCUGAGCCGGGAACUGAUUGCUGCAGGCCUGACCCCCGAGGGUCUGCAGUUCAGCAUGUGUCUGCUGGACCGCUGGGACUACAUGAUGGCUGUCGCGGAGUUCCUGUUCCUGCUGUGGGGUGUGUAUCUCUGCUACGCUGUCCGCACCGUACCCUCAGCUUUCCAUGAGCCGCGUUACAUGGCUGUGGCCAUCUACAAUGAGCUCCUCUUAUCAGCCAUCUUCCACAUCAUCAGGUUCUCUCUGGUUCCUGGUCUGCACCCUGACUGGAUGCUCCUUUUGUUCUUCGCUCACACUCACCUGAGUGUGACCGUGACUCUGGGCCUGCUGCUCAUUCCAAAGUUCCUGACCAAAGGGACUCAGGCCAGGGAUGAUAUUGCGAUUGAGGCCUAUGAGGAGGAGCUGGACAUGGGGAGAUCUGGCUCCUACCUCAACAAUAGCAUCACUUCGGCCUGGAGUGAGCAUAGUCUGGACCCUGAGGAUAUACGGGAUGAGUUGAAGAAGCUGUACGCCCAGCUGGAAGUCUAUAAACGUAAAAAGAUGCUCGCCAACAACCCUCACCUCCAAAAGAAACGCAAUUCUAAGAAAGGUCUGGGUCGCUCCCUGAUGAAACGGAUAACAGAGAUCCCAGAGACGAUGCAUCUACACCGGCAGUGCAGUCGUGACGAUGGUAGUGAGCACGGCAGCAACCGCAGCACCUUAAGGAGAAACCCAUUUGAACCAAGUCACCAUGGUAAAACUCGCGACGACUCCCUGAAGAACAAUAUCAUAGGCUUGAAGAAGUCACUCAGCUAUGACCAUGUUUGCGACCAGGCUGAAGAAACCGGAAGCCAAACUGGCUCGACUGCAGGAGACAAAACAACUCCUGUUGGAGGAGUUGGGGAAGGAUCUCUUCUUGGUUCCCUGAUUGGACGGAAACAUACAAAGAAGCAGCUAGAACCAGCGACCCCACCAAGACUGGAACCAGCUGAGUCCACUGAGUCCGUUCCACUGUUCUGGAAAUCAGCCAGCGUUCACAACUUGACACACGAGAAGAAACCUGUCCACCUGAGGACCUCCAUCAUGCAGAAGUCUCUGAGUGUGAUUGCAAGUGCUAAGGAGAAGAUGCCAGGGCUAACCAACAAGACGCAAGGCGUGGAGGACGCGAGUAAGAGGGGUCUGAAGGGUCAGGACGAAAGGAUGCUGUCGGAGGUGGACGAGUCACCUGAGCAUUACCCCAAGAUGAUCAUCAGCCAAUCGGUGGAGUACUCCAAGACACCCAUGAAGAUGGGCAUCAUGAAACAACAGGUGAGUGGCAGCCAGCCCUCCAUUUGCUCUGAGACCGGCAGGAGCCUCUACGAUGUGUCUGAGGUUUCUCCCUGGGACAUGGAUGAACCUCAAACUCCCUCUGAAGCAAAGACCCAGAAACAUGUAUCCAUUGCUCCUGUAGAAACCACCUCGUGCCGGAGAGGAAGCAGCAGCUCUGGAAUCUCCAAAGGAAGUCGAUCUCAGCAGAGGCAGAGAGCAGGACAAUCCCCUUCCAACAGACGCCGCUCCAAAGAUAAAGGAGGAGAACGGGAUGAGGGCAGGGAAAGCCGGAAAGUGCGCCCACCCAGGUCACCUCUCCCUCAACCAGAUGUCUGUCCCUGGGACUUUGAAGAACAGCCCAUGCUGGGAGGAGAUUCCGAUUCCAUCUCCCCGGACAGGAUCAGGCGUAAGAAAAGUGUAACACCCACUGAUGGGAAACCAAAGGGGCUCCACUCUGACCACUCCAAGUCCACAGGGAGCCUUUUGCAGCCACUCCUGAUGGUUGAGAUCUGCCCGUGGGAUUACAAUGCUCCACCCUCACCUAAGCAGGAAAAGUCCUGCAACAGUCCGACCAUACACAAGAAGAAACGGAAAGGCUCCUGCUCGUCCAACCACAAAGCCGAGAAGGAGAAAGGGAAGGAGAAAAGUAGAGAAAGGCGAAGCUCCUCCAGUAAACCACAAUCAGAAAGGAGACGCGUAAGCCAGUCAUCGGAAUAUAGCAUGGCUGUUUCUGAGCGGCGGAGAAGCUCAACUAGAGACCCAGAAGCAAUGGAAAUCAGGAGGGCAGAGGUUUACUCCCGGGAGACAGAGCCCUCUCACACCAGCUUUGCUCAGACUAAAAAAUCCCCAGAGAAGAAGAAGGAGAGCUCUUUGAGUACUAGUUACAAACCUGCAGUGAGCAGUGGGGAGAAAGUGGUGGAUGUUUGCCCCUGGGACUUUCAGGAGCAGGACUCUGGAGGGAUGGCAUGAUGAGGGGUGUGAUGAUUGUACUUUUUGUACUCACAGACUGACAGCACAGCACAAAACAGAGCAACAGAAUGAAAAAGAUGUUACACUGAAUAAGAUGAGAAAGGUUUUCUGUGGGUGACCUAAGUAAAAUAAGAUUUUGUGAAGAGAGUCUAUUUAUUCUGCUGUCCAUUGAUGCAAUUCAGUGCAAACUCUUGUUGUAACAUCGCAGUGAAAGCAACCUUGAAGUCACUCUAGUGGAAUUUUUAGUCUGCAUUUUUGCUUGCACAUUUGUUAAAGUUACAUUGUAUGUAAUUUUUAGGCCAUUGAAUACAUCAAGAUAAUUAGAAAAUGAAUCAUUAAACAAUCGUUUCUCAUGACAGUUAAUUUUCCAUCUGAUGAGCUUGUCGAAUGUUUCCUGUUUUGUUGAUGAUACUAUACAAUUUAAGUCAGGAAUUAAGACAAAAAGCUACACUGUAUGUAUGGUUUAUCACUCUGAGAACACCACGGUAAGAAGACAAAGAGUGAUACCUGCUUUUACCAGCAGAUGAGAGUAUGGAUUUCACAAAUACAGUAAAUUCUUCAGCUAAUGAGUCCAUUAAAUUUUGACCCAUAUUUCCUGUUAUGCUGAUGAUAUUCUAUGUUGCACAGGUAACCAUCAAAGACUUACAACAUCAGAUGCUAAUGAUGAAAACCAGCAGGUAUCAGGGACAAAGGACCUAUGGAAAAAAAAUGGGAUACAAGCUCUUAGAAGCAAGACCAAAGCCCCAGACACAGGUGUGAUGUCCAACUUUUAGUCCAAAUAAGAAACUCAUUGCAAAAAUAUUUCUUUGAUAAGUGAAACAAGGGAAUCACAAAGGAUUGAAAGGAAGCUCCUUUAAAAAAAGAUACUUGGUAUGUUUUAGUUUCAGUUCUCAAUAUUCAGUGUUUUUAAAAUUCCAUUGCAUGUGUCAAACUAUCAAGCAUCCAAUAACUGUUAAUUGGUUAACUUGUACUCGAUUAUGACAAUGGAACUGUUGAUGUUGUUGCCUAUGGUAUUUGUCUCCUUGUGUAACACAUAAUGCUUUUGAAAUGAGGUGCGUUGUCAUUAAAAAUGUACACACACAUUUGAAAUGGCUUGCAGAAAAAUUACAGCAGAACAGGAAAAGCUGUACGGGUAUCGAGUACUGAUACUUAUUUACUCUUUAUAUUCUGGCCUUUGAUGUCCCUUCUCCGAGGCUUGAGUAUUUCCACGUUUAAAAAAAAAUUCUGGAUUCUUUCAAAGACUAACACGGAGCCAGACUCAUGGCAAUGAUUUGAAUAAUGCAUUUUCUCUCAGUCACUUAGUUGCUCAUUUUGCAUCUGCUUGAAUGCACCUUACUUCAUGUCUUUGCACAUAAUCAGUCUUUAGAACCACAACGAUGCAUGGCCAAAGCUUUUUUUGUCACUUUCAUGCUAACAGGAAAUGAGUAAUUCCUCAGUUCAGCAUCAUGUCCACGGACAACUAUCACAGCCAGACUUUCUGGGACUGUGAUCAUCCACCCACCAGUGAAGUCUAAUCCAAAACAAUCACACAAGUCAGAUCAGCUUCAUUGCUGUUGUGUGUGACAGUGAAAACACAGGUGUAAUGGCACUAAUGUUCACCAGAAGGCUUAAAAAAAUCAUUGCAUAUUUAAUGAAAUGCUCAAAAGCACAUGAGAUAAUUAAAUCUAGAUGUCAGCUGUCAUGGAUUUAUCAAGCAUUUUGGAAAAUAACUUUGUUUAAAGAAUCUGUUUUGCUCAGCAAGCAUUCAGAAAACAGCAAUAGGCUUGAUAAAUAAACAUGACCCACCACUCUAACUUUCACUACAUUUUUCUACCAGAUGGUUUUAGCUUGUUUGCAAAGGAAUGUUGAAACUUGCCCACUUAGUGUAUUUUAUGCUUGUUAUACUGUAAAGUGUUGCUCCUAAAAGUUACACAAUGUUGUAGCAUCCACAUGGGAGUAUUUUUAUUGUACGUUCAUGUUGUGUUGCAUGUACAUACAGAAAAUACCCUGUUCUCAAUACUGGAUUAAAUCUUUCUAUGAAACCCCA